AUGGACGCCUCAGAAGGAACAAUCGAGAAGAUCCAACAUUUUGCGCAGAAGCGCCAAAAAGCCGAGGAAUUUUACAAAGAAGAGCUGACAAGCCCAGCUGCGUUCGAGCUCUACAAUAGGACACUCGAUGACACCCUUAAGGAGUUGCAGGGCCAAGUCAAACGCCACGAAGAUGAGCUGCGCAAGCUUCGCAUGUCGAAGUCAAUUGAUUUCUCACAAAUGGAGGCAGAUCCUUGGACUCGUGUCUCUCAAGUGCGUAGAGCCAAGAAAGCUUACGAUACUCUUGUCAAAUCUGAAAUGCGCUUGCCAAGUCCUGGGUCACCUUUGCCCUCACUCCUUGCACUUGAUGCGACAUCUCGCCUUGUCAAGGAAAGCAAGACUUCCAUUGUGAUGACGGCAGAGAAACUCUCCGCGGAUCGUCAGCGCCUGAAGAUGGAAGAAGCCAGCAUGCGAGACGCGCAACUGAUCAGAGACGGGUUGGAGAAGAGGAUUGGAAAACUGAGCGAAGAAAAGUCCACUAAAGUGCAGAAAACCCCAGCACAGCUUGCGCAUGGUCUUGUCACUGAAGAGAAAGAGAAAAUCAAGAAAUUGGACGCUGCCACGCAAAACCUCAAGAUAUCACUUUAUAAAUUCGUUGAUGAUAGACUUGCGUCAAUGCUUGCUGCAGAGGAUCUAGGCGGUCCCACCGUUGGCGAUGAACUGGAAAUCUCCGAUGAGACGCUGAAAGCGGGCUACACAAGUCAUGGAAAGCCCAAGAGACCGAAGACAACCUCGGAAGGGGAUUUGAGCGGCAACCAGCAACGGAUUGAUGACUUUAUUCGUCGUCAAAAUUCUCAAAGUGGCAGUCAGCAGGUGGCCUCUGCCAACAAAAGGGAGGCAGCUGCAGCCGAGAUGCGUUCUCUUCUUGAUGCUUUGCUGGAAGCAAAUUUCUCUUACAUUGAACUUCCGCGUGAGUCAGCGGCAUCAAGGCUCCUAGUAAGAGCCAAAGUUGCCCAGUUUCACCCGCGUGAUGCUAGAAAGUUACGACUGGUUGAUUUUGGACGUUCAUUGAUUGAUUAA
Molecule: messenger RNA, 1059 nt
Organism: Aspergillus clavatus NRRL 1
Lineage: Eukaryota; Fungi; Ascomycota; Eurotiomycetes; Eurotiales; Aspergillaceae
Exons: 2
Coding region: 1-1059 (352 amino acids)
Biological process (GO): mitotic sister chromatid segregation; kinetochore assembly
Cellular component (GO): nucleus
Source: RefSeq, a predicted model, not a curated record